AUGGCUGAGCUCCGGUUUAAUAUUGCCUGGAAAGGAGGUGGCUUUAACAAGUUUCAGACCGAAUAUUCUGAGCACUGCGAGACGAACCUCGACAGCUCCUCGCCCAGCAACUCUCCCCCAGCGUCGGUCCUUGGCCUGGGAGGGCUGCGGAUAAGUUCCGACUGCUCGGAUGGCGAAUCCGACAGGGAACCCAGCAGUGCCACGGAGUCAGAUGGGAGUCCCAUCCCUAACAAUCAGCCUGCCUUUCCGGUCCAGAUCCUACCUUACCUGUACCUGGGCUGUGCCAAAGAUUCGACCAACUUGGACGUCCUGGGCAAAUACGGCAUUAAAUACAUCCUGAAUGUGACUCCUAACCUGCCAAACAUGUUUGAGCAUGACGGGGAGUUCAAGUACAAGCAGAUCCCCAUCUCGGAUCACUGGAGCCAGAACCUCUCGCAGUUCUUUCCCGAGGCCAUUGCUUUCAUUGAUGAGGCCCGUUCCAAGAAGUGUGGGAUCCUUGUUCACUGCCUCGCUGGCAUCAGCCGGUCCGUAACAGUCACUGUCGCCUACUUGAUGCAAAAACUCAACUUGUCCCUGAACGAUGCCUAUGACUUUGUGAAAAGGAAAAAAUCCAACAUUUCCCCAAACUUUAACUUCAUGGGCCAACUCCUGGACUUUGAGAGGACUCUGGGACUCAACAGCCCUUGUGACAACCGCUCGCCCAGUGAACAGCUCUACUUCACCACCCCCACCAACCACAACCUGUUUCAGCUGAACACCCUGGAGUCCACAUGAAGAGGACACUGCCUGGUCGGGAACUCGAGCAUCGAAUCGCUUCUCUUGAGCAUUUCAACUCUUACGAAAAAUAUCUGUCUUGCCAGGCAGCUCUGGAAGGAGUAGCUUCUCUGGGCAGAGGUGCCUGAUCGCUGCUUUAGGAAGGCUAAUGCCGUUCACUAGUAUCCUGAUCCAAGUGGUUCCAAGAGGUGCUGCUGUCAAGUCCCAUUGAAAACAGGACACAGGGCAGGAUGAAGCUUGAUCCAACAACAAUUAGUGGCUCUGAUUCCUCUGCUUUUCCAAGAAGAUACUGUCCUGGAAUGAGCUGUGUGUGGCACACUGUGGUCGUGUGUGUCUGAGGAGCUUUUAUGGAGGCUGGAGACACUGAGGUCUCUCUCUGUUCAAUAGAGCUGCUGAGGUGCAUGGCUUGAGGAGAAAACUCCUGAGGUUAUUGUACAUCUGUUAUCAAAUGGACAUUGUAAACAGACAGCCAAAGCAUUGAGAAGGUCUUCAUACCAACAGGAACAUCUUAUUCUUCACCAGCACCAGGCACUCUGAAAUGAACAGAUUCCUUAGGCAAUGGAAAGCUAUUCCCUGGGUCAACAAACCCCACCUCUUGUCUCCUCUGAGGAAUGUUUGGGCAAGAAACCAACUCCAAAAGGAUUUGCUUUCUUCAACCUGUCCUCUCUCAUCUCAAGUACUCUGCUUCUGGUUAAGAAGGACUGGAUGAUGUGGAAGUAUCUGGAUGGGUCAGGCCAACUCAUCCUGCCCUCAAAGCCCUCGUGUGCUACUUAAACCCACACCACCACAGUGGGGCGAGACACUGUGUGGGAGUGUGAGACAGUUCCUAAUGUUCCUGUUGAUCAAAUGGCCCACUGAGUCUCCUGAUCUGCUGUGGUGAUAAGUCAUAACAAGGACUCUCUCUUAAUCCUCAUUAUCCUCUGCUGGCGCUUCCUGCCCACAUACACUAGAUAUUUCCUAUCAACAGGGAGUAACCUCUGUAGAAGAUAGGAUCAGAUUCCCAGGAACCAGGCUGUAGUAAGAGUGAAGAAAGAAUGAGGAAACAGUCCUAAUUUGAGGCUAAUCUUAUAAAUACAGGGCUGGAUACAGACAAUAGGAAGAGAUAUGUCAGGAGAGCUUUAGCAUUUAUUUAGGAAAGGAUCAUCUUUUUCCAGGAGUAGCCUUAAUUGUAACUUAUGAUGUGAUGAAGUUGCUGUUUGAUGUCAGCUUCGGCAGAGGGAAAGAGACAGAUUCUGCUUUGUGUCACCAGAGGAGGAGUAGCCCGAGAAAAAUACAGAGAAAAGUGUUUUUAAAAGUACUUUUUUGUCACUUGUGUACUGAUUCAAGCUGCAUGGAUGGAAUGUUUAAUUUUCCCAGUUUUUAUUCAAAUAAACCACUAAAUAAGAA
Manacus vitellinus (golden-collared manakin) is the source of this 2160-nucleotide messenger RNA. It is a transcript of the gene DUSP7, whose product is annotated as dual specificity phosphatase 7. The transcript is spliced from 4 exons. The record is from RefSeq and is a predicted model, not a curated record. Lineage: Eukaryota; Metazoa; Chordata; Aves; Passeriformes; Pipridae. Gene Ontology annotation, molecular function: MAP kinase tyrosine/serine/threonine phosphatase activity; protein tyrosine/threonine phosphatase activity. The coding region runs from base 1 to 774 and encodes 257 amino acids. Gene Ontology annotation, cellular component: cytosol; cytoplasm. Gene Ontology annotation, biological process: negative regulation of MAPK cascade; protein dephosphorylation.